Messenger RNA from Colletotrichum phormii, 942 nucleotides. Its product is annotated as FAS1 domain-containing protein. NCBI's taxonomy places the organism in Eukaryota, Fungi, Ascomycota, Sordariomycetes, Glomerellales, Glomerellaceae. Bases 90 to 734 code for a protein of 214 amino acids. The record is from RefSeq and is a predicted model, not a curated record. The transcript has 2 exons.
UGGUAUAAGACCACCGCUCCUCGUGUCGUUGAAUCUAGCGUCCUUUUCUCGCGACGUCAGUUCGAGAAACAUUGUUGAUCACACAUAACAUGAAGUUAACCAAUCUCUUGAACAUCCUCACUCUCGGGGCGAUGUCAACAGCGGCCGCCGCAGACAGGAACCCGCUCUCCUACGCGCCUAAACCAGCAGGCACCUACGUAACCCCAAAGACCUCCAACACGACAACCCUCCUAGACUUUAUCAACUCCAGGAGCGACCUGACGGCGCUCGCCAAGAUCCUCAACGGGUCCGCCGGCUUCACGGAGGCGUUCGAUACCACCCCUACCUGGGACUUCACCUUCUUCGCGCCCUCGAACGCCGCGUUUGAGAAACACACGGGACAGUACUUCAACACCUUUACGCCGACGCCAAAGGGCAAGUGGUGGCUCGGCAACCUGGUACAGCACCACUACGUGCCCAAUUCGCAGCUGCUCACGAGUGUCUUCAACGAGACUGCGACCAGGCUCCAGACGGGGUCGUACUUGUACGUUGGCACGCGGGUCAAGGAUGAACAGGUGUGGUUGAAUGAUGUUGCGGCGGUGACGGAGGGAGAUUUGAAGGUUUCCAAGGGCAUCGUUCACAUCAUCGAUCAUAUCCUUGAUCCAUCGGCGCAGCUCUUUGAAGCAGAUAUGCCCAAGGCGGGCCAGAAGUUCAUUGCUGGGAGCUGCUCUGACACGUCUCUGCCAUACUGCUAGACUCGAUUAGAGACUGUAUUUGACAGUAUCUGAAGGCCGGCGGGUGUCAAUAAGAGAUGUGUAUAUUGGCCAAGUAAAUCGACAUAUCAGAGUCUCAGAGGAAUGAGUCUUCGUAAAACAGUCAUGCUCAAGUCUGCCUAGUAUAAUCAAAUACACUCGCCGCUUAGGGUUGCCUUGCUCGUCGUGCAGUAUACAGGGGAUGUGCUAA